AUGUGCAAUAACAGUGGGUGUGGGCCACAAAAUGCCAGAGAACAGGUAGACAUGUGUCGUGUUUGUACUUUUGUUACACCAGGUGAACCUCAAGUCAUCCUUGGAAAGGAUAAAGCUUUCACUUAUGAUUAUGUCUAUGAUGUGGGAACUGAGCAAUUAGAACUUUACUCCUCUGUGUGGGAAAGUUUUAGUAGAAGGUGUUUCAGUGGACUUAAUGCUACAGUGUUAGCAUGGAAACAGACUGGUAGUGGAAAGACAUACACAAUGGGUACUGGUUUUGAUGUAACAGUUCUCCCCGAAGAACAAGGUGCCAUUCCAAGAGCAGUUCACCAUCUUUUCAAUGGAAUAGAUGCUCGACAAAAAGAGGCUCAAACAUCUAAUAUACCUGCUCCACAAUUUCAACUCUCCACCCAAUUUCUCGAACUAUACAACGAAGAAAUCAUUGAUUUGUUUGAUUCAUCGAGAGACUCGUCCAAGAGACUCAGGAUACAUGAGUCACAAGACGGUAACAUCUACGUUGAUGGAGCUAUCACUCAUCAGGUCAAGAGUGAAGAAGAGCUUUUAGAAGUUUUGAAACGUGGUGCACUCUCUCGGUCUGUGGGAAGCACUAACAUGAAUGCGCAUCCUCUCGAUCACAUGCUAUUUUUUACUCUAAUAAUGGUACAACAAAGACCUAUUGUUCAGGUGAAUUCCGAUUCUGGGCCUGAAGUAUUAGACUGGGAGACUUUAACUUCUAAAUUCCUUGUGGAUUUGGCUGGUUCAGAACGUCUGAAGAGAACGGGAGCUCCUGGGGAGAGAGAAGAAGGCAUCUCUAUUAACUGUGGAUUGUUGCUCUUGUGUAACGUCAUAAGUGCAUUGGGUGAUAAAGCUAAGAAAGGAUCUCAUGUUCCGUACAGAGAUAGCAAAUUGACACGCCUCCUUCAAGACUCUCUUGGUAACAACAGUCAGACACUGAUGAUAGCCUGUAUUAGUCCUAGUGACAGAGACUUUAUGGAGACACUUAAUACUUUAAAAUAUGCUAACAGAGCAAGAAAUAUAAAAAAUAAAGUGACAGUCAAACAGGACAAAUCAAGUGCUCAAAUUUCUGCUCUCCAUAAAAGAAUUCAAGAACUAGAGUUAGAAAUACAAGAAUUUCGAGCUGGUCGUCUAGUAGUAACUGAUGAUGGCAGUGUUGUUCUGAAUGAUCUCGCGAGGGAGAACACACUGUUGAAGGCAGAGAAUGACAAUCCUCUGGUUCUAAAGAUGCUUCUGCUGCAAAGACUAUUAGAUGGAGGAGGAGAAGAACUAGGAAGAGAGAUCGAAGACGAGGAGAAUACUGAAGAUGAAGAAAUUAGUGAUCUUGAAGCCAUUAAUCUCAGCUGCUCCUCAGAGAGUGAAGAUGAUGCCAGAGGCUAUGGAUGA
Gigantopelta aegis is the source of this 1401-nucleotide messenger RNA. Its product is annotated as kinesin-like protein KIF21B. Gene Ontology annotation, biological process: mitotic spindle organization; microtubule-based movement. Gene Ontology annotation, molecular function: microtubule motor activity; microtubule binding; ATP binding. The record is from RefSeq and is a predicted model, not a curated record. NCBI's taxonomy places the organism in Eukaryota, Metazoa, Mollusca, Gastropoda, Neomphalida, Peltospiridae.